AGUUGAGCCGCAAUUAUGUCAGCCGGACAGGUUAUCACGUCUCCUGGGGGGGAAUAAUUCCUUGGACACAGGGGGCAAAAAGGUUGACAAUCACUGACGCUAAGCCAACUGAAUGUCAACUAGUAUUACCUGAGAAGUGGAGGUGCCACAUCCACUGUUGUCGUCAUCGUACCCCGCCAUAUUGGACACACAUACCGAAGACUGGAAUACAGGCUGCUGAGGGGAUAGGGGGAAGGACCUGAAUACGUGUGGACUCUUAAAGUUUAUAUGAGUUAAAUAUCUAUGCAUUGGACUAAUUAAUAGGGUGACAGAUUACAGGCAGGACGUGGUUCGGGGGUUAUUUUCUUCCUAGUUGUAAGGACUUGUCGGUAGAUGAUGACUUCCCUGACCCAAAGGAGCUCGGGCCUGGUGCAGAGGCGGACUGAAGCCUCGCGUUCUGCUGCUGCCGACAAGGAGAGAGGAUCUGGGGAUGAGGACUUCGAGGCUCGACGCGGAGAUGAACAAGAAGACGAUGACAGCGGAGAUUCCAAAGAAACUCGACUCACUCUUAUGGAAGAAGUAUUGCUUCUGGGACUGAAAGACCGAGAGGGUUACACGUCGUUCUGGAAUGACUGCAUCUCGUCAGGUCUGCGGGGCUGCAUGCUCAUCGAGCUGGCACUCCGAGGCCGCCUGCACCUGGAGGCCUGUGGCAUGAGGAGGAAAAGCCUGCUGGGACGCAAGGUAAUCUGUAAGUCAGACGCCCCCACGGGAGACGUGCUGCUGGACGAGGCCCUGAAACACAUUAAGGACACCCAGCCCCCAGAGACCGUGCAGAGCUGGAUCGAGCUCCUCAGUGGUGAAACCUGGAACCCGCUGAAGCUGCACUACCAGCUGCGGAACGUGCGCGAGCGCCUGGCCAAGAACCUGGUGGAGAAGGGCGUGCUGACCACGGAAAAGCAGAACUUCCUGCUCUUCGACAUGACCACGCACCCGCUCACCAACAGCCCCAUCAAGCAGCGGCUCAUCAAGAGGGUGCAGGAGGCCGUGCUGGAGAAGUGGGUGAACGACCCGCACCGCAUGGACAAGCGGAUCCUGGCGCUCAUCUUCCUGGCGCAUUCGUCCGACGUGCUGGAGAACGCCUUCGCACCGCUGCUGGACGACCAGUACGACCUGGCCAUGAAGCGCGUGCGGCUGCUGCUGGACCUGGAGCCCGAGGGCGAGAGCAUGAAGACCAACACCAACGAGCUCCUCUGGGCCGUGGUGGCCGCCUUCACCAAAUGAGAGACGGCAUCCUGGGGUGCCUGCUUCCCAUGGGAUUGGCCACAAUGGAAAACCGGUUGACGUUACGUGGGGGGGGGGGGGGGGGAGGGGAAGGGGAGGGGUGGACGGUGGACAGUAGACUUGGACUCCCCCUUUCACGUCCUCCUUGCCCCCCCUUUCCUGUCCCACCCCGACCCCAGCCUCUUGCCCAAACAUUCUGAACGGGUGGAUGACUCGCUUUCAUUCUCUGGUUUUCCCUCUCCCCUUUGUAGAUAACUCCUUCCCCCAUCCCCCUUCAAGCCCC
Clupea harengus (Atlantic herring) is the source of this 1543-nucleotide messenger RNA. It is a transcript of the gene golph3a, whose product is annotated as golgi phosphoprotein 3a. Gene Ontology annotation, cellular component: Golgi cisterna; cytosol; trans-Golgi network. Gene Ontology annotation, molecular function: phosphatidylinositol-4-phosphate binding. The record is from RefSeq and is a predicted model, not a curated record. Gene Ontology annotation, biological process: retrograde vesicle-mediated transport, Golgi to endoplasmic reticulum; Golgi vesicle budding; Golgi organization. Lineage: Eukaryota; Metazoa; Chordata; Actinopteri; Clupeiformes; Clupeidae.